CCGUCAGUCCGCCGGGUAACGUGGCGGCGCUGCGCUCGUGUGCGAGGAGUGGCUCGAGCUGUCACUGUUCAUGUAGUUUUCUGUGAUAAGAAAUACUGUGAAAUUAAUAGUUUAGCGAACUAAUUUACACAAAUCACGAUGUCCGCGUCGGGUGAAUUCGGUAAUCCUUUACGCAAGUUCAAGCUCGUGUUCCUGGGCGAACAGAGCGUGGGGAAGACGUCGCUCAUCACUAGAUUCAUGUAUGAUAGCUUUGACAACACUUAUCAGGCAACAAUCGGUAUUGAUUUCCUCUCGAAGACCAUGUAUUUAGAAGACCGCACGGUGCGACUACAACUGUGGGACACGGCGGGUCAGGAGCGUUUCCGCUCACUCAUCCCUUCUUACAUCCGGGACUCCACUGUUGCUGUGGUGGUCUAUGAUAUAACAAACGCAAACUCAUUCCACCAAACCUCUAAAUGGAUCGACGACGUCCGCACCGAGCGCGGCUCUGACGUCAUCAUCAUGUUGGUCGGCAACAAGACCGACUUAUCGGACAAGAGACAGGUUUCUACCGAGGAUGGGGAUCGCAAGGCGAAGGAGCUUAAUGUGAUGUUUAUAGAGACUUCUGCUAAGGCGGGAUAUAACGUGAAACAGUUAUUCCGGCGAGUAGCGGCCGCUCUGCCCGGCAUGGACUCCGCUGAGAGCAAGCCUCCUGAAGACAUGCAAGAGGUGAUCCUGCGGCAGGCGCCCGGCGACCACAAGGAGCCCGACGGCGGCUGCGCCUGCUAGCCUCACAGCCUUACAGCCUCGCAGCCUCACAGUCUCACAGCCUUACAGCCUUGCAGCCUCACAGCCUUACAGACUCACAGCCUCACACUCACAUGCAGUUCCGCACUGGCUGAAUGGAAUUCAAAAGAAGAAAAGCUUUGUAAGGUUAGAUGUGUUGAAAUAGCGACCGUAAUGCGUUGGGUUAAAGUUUAAAUUUGUUGAAGUUACAUAUUAAAAUUGAAAUUGGUAUGACGCAACACCUUGAAGCGUUCUUUUUUCGAAUGAAACGUUCCAGCCAGUCCAACGUUCACAAGUUUCGACCCCGGAUCGAAACUGAAUGUUCUAGAGGAGUUUAGUGCAGGUCUAAGGCUAAGGCUUGUGCUUUUGUGUGUCUCCACAGUGAUACUAGGUUUUAAUGUAACUUGAGUAGUUGCUGAUAGCUGUCUACACCAUUGUGAGCCUAAUUAUUUUGCUGUACAUUGAAUGCGACACAAAAGCACUCGAAAAUUCACUUGAGGACAUAAUAAAAAGCGUGAAUUCCUUAUUAUAUAUUUUAAAUUACAAUGCAACUAACAAAUCUGGCUGAAUGUUUUUUUUUUACGUUUCUAUUGUGUUCUCAAGUGUACAUAAUGCAAGACCGGUGAGGGAGCCAUACGUUUUGUAUGAGAUGAAUGCUGAAUGGGUGAGAUGUUUUAAUGUGGACUAUAAGGUGAUGUCUUAGCGCUACUGUAUGGAAUAAUUUGGACAUGACUUUAAGGUCUAAGGUCAGGGUCUACCGCGAACCACUUUGUUUUUUCGUACGUCUAUUCACCUUUUUCGUUUGAAUGUGCAAGAACGGUGAAGCGGUAGAUAAAGAAUUUUCGAUUUUCGCGGUAGGCCUCUGAUUUUACGCUAACUUGCUAGAGCUGUAAUUGUGAUCCGAAAAACCAUAAGGAGAAUAACGUAUAAAAGGCCUUAAGCUAGAUGGACUUAGGUCUAUUUUGGCGCGGCUCGUUAAUAGUUAAUAACUAUGGCGGAUGCUCUGAAACUAUCUUAGUUAGUUGAUCUCAUUCGAAAUGGCGCUAAGAUUUUGCAUAGUUUUAUAAUAGGGAACAGAUUUUAAUUCAAAGGUGUACCGUAUGAUGGUUGCACUUAUCGUCUCUCUCGUCAAGCUCACUAUCGCACUUACAAGAGUGGUGGCCACGAUGACAGACGAUAAAAACUCGACCCUCCAUACUCGACCAUCUUAGGUCCAUAUUUGGCUUAAUAACGGCAAAAGUCCAAUUAGUUGUGUAAUUGUGUUGACUCUUCAUGUAACAUGAGCGUGUUACUUCGAUGUUAAGAUAAUGUUGUACAGCUAUCAUAAUACUUAAUGUAUUUUUAUUCGUAUAACCAUGUGACGAAAUAAGUAAAUUUUCUACUUAUUACCGGAUGAAUCUGUUCCCUAAGACUGUUAGGGUACUUGGUUUUUAAGUGCAAGUAUGCGGCAGUACGGCUCAUUCGGGCUAAUAGCAAGAUCGUACUUUUAAAACGAAAACAAUCAAGUGACACGUAUAGUCUGACUAACGAAUUUCUCAGUUAAGAAAAGGCAGCAAAUUUAAAAAAUGUAAGCACGAAGGUUCGAGAUCUCAUAUAUUUUUUAAAUUUCGCGGCCUUUUCUGUCAAGUUCGUUUGCCAGACUGUAACAUAUUGGAAUUCAAAUAUUUUAAGUAAGUAAUUUUGACACAGAUACAUAUUAUUUUGAACGCGCCAGAUAUUGGUUGAAAUAUAAUGAAGAAGGUAUAUAAAAGUUUCGAAUUAUAUUUAUCAUGGCUAUUAUGAAUUAUCAUGGCAUUAAUACAGUAUGUUUCUGACCACGGGGCUUUAAAUUCAGGGCUCGAUUCUACUUGAACUUAUUAUCAUAUUAACUGGAACUUGUGUGUUUUCGUUUUAAGGGUACGAUAUGAUGAUAGGACGAAGCUCUGUGUUGUAUAUAGCACGCGCCGCGGGACCGGGACUAUAUCAUUUACUUAAUAAACAAAUAAAGAUAAAAUAAGAGGAAAAUGUACAAAAAUACUUCUGGCAUCUCGGUGCCGAGGUUCCACUUUCUAAAGAACUUUAUAUUAAUACAGUGGUAUGGUCAAUUAAAACUUUUUUUGUAAAAAACUGUUUUAUUACUGACAAUUGGCAGCUAAAUAUCUCUACUCUCUUUUACGAUAUCAACUAUAGCAAAGUGUGAUAAAGAAAAUUUAUAAACGUUCCAUUUUUAAGUCAUAAGUAUCAUAACAGACACACGAUCUUUUGGCGAUUUUUGAGAUUUAGCUCCGUUUGGUUCGGUUAAGACAUAAAUAAUUUAUUAUAUUAGUAAAGAUUAGGUUCUGAGUCCCGCGGUCCUUGUAAUUAGUAUUAUUUAUUUAAUUAGUGCUUAAGAAUAAAAUCUUAUGAUUCUAAUAAAUUAUAUCUAAAAAUUUUUAAUUAGUGAGAUUAUCACCGCUCUUGGGCUUUUCUUAAUGUUUUAUAACUUUUUUAAUAAUUGUAAUACUGUUAAAAACUGUCAUUCCAAGCUUGAUGUCAAUAGUAAAAUUUAAUGUUUACAUAUAUUUGAGAGCAAUACCUAUUGUAUGUUUAGUAGUAGUUUUGACAUUGUUAUAACAGAUUUUUUGUAAUAUAAUUUAUGUGAGAUAUAUUCUUUAUUUUCGAAUGUUCUUUUGGAUAAUUGAGUUAGGGGCUAAAUUAAAUUUGGUAUGUUCCGCUGCGCGCGACUUCGGUCAGACACUACUUCAAUUUCGGUAUUUUCUUCUACAUGCAAGUUGGCUGCAAAUUGUUUAUCAACAAACAACAAAAAAAAACAAGAUAUAAAAACAUCUCCCAUUCAAUUCUACUUUUAAAAGAUUUAAAAUAUUUUAAAAUGUAAAAAAAUAUUUUUUUUUUAACAACGAUAUACAAAAUUUUUAAUGAAAUGGAUUGGUAGAUUAUCGAUUAAUAAACAGAUUCCUCUAAAUGAACUAAAAUACCGCCAAAUGUUUCACUUUGACAAAUCAAAAUUGCAUUUGACUUGGUAAGUUAUGACGUUAAAUGGUCGUUAACGUAAAAUCCUGGUCACGGCACCGCACUUACUUUCAAUAACCUCCAAAAAAUAGUUACAAUUAAUUAUGUAAUUGUAAUUUUUUUCCACAUCUGUACAAAAUAUAGCACAGUUAAACAUUUUUGGAGCCGACUUUGCACAGUGAGAGUGAAAAAAAUACUAUCCAAAUGUCAUUAUUAUUAAUCUGUGUAUCUUCAUGUUUAUUACAAUGUGACUUGUUUUAUUUUAUAGGUCUACAGUAAUUUUCAACAUUGCGUCGAUUCAUAUUAUUGUAUUCUAGAAGUGGUACCGGUCACUUGGGUACUGUCUUUUUAUGAAGGCACACAAGCACACCGGCUGCGUAUGCGUAGACGUGCGUGUGCGCGUGGGCUUAAAUGUUGGAGCCGUGCACGCACACAUCACGCAAGUGGUGUGCCGUCUGUCACAAGGAUCUGUAUAUUACAACCCGCGCAUGCCUGCUACGCUUACGCAUCCGGUGUGCACAUGUCUUAGGUGUUUUACUUUUGUUUGCCGUGGCAAAAAGGUUUAUGACAGAUCAGUACCGAUAUCUGAGAACAGCAAUAAACAACAAAAUUAACAAUAAAUAUAGGUAAAGAAUAUGAAUUGUGUAAACUUCAAUGACUGGUUUUUGUCGCGAAUCUGGUUUAUUGUAAAUACCCAUAAUACACGCUGAAUAUACAUAUUUUAAAUAAAACAUUAAACCCAAA
This is a messenger RNA of Cydia strobilella, 4497 nucleotides long. RefSeq names its product ras-related protein Rab6 (gene Rab6). NCBI's taxonomy places the organism in Eukaryota, Metazoa, Arthropoda, Insecta, Lepidoptera, Tortricidae. Gene Ontology annotation, molecular function: GTP binding; GTPase activity. Gene Ontology annotation, biological process: vesicle-mediated transport. The transcript is spliced from 6 exons. Bases 139 to 768 code for a protein of 209 amino acids. The record is from RefSeq and is a predicted model, not a curated record.